AUGCCACGAUUGGUUUCAAAAAAUAUUAGAUACUCUGAAUUAAAUGAAAAGUCUACCAUCGGUCGUUCGUGGCGCUUUUACACUAUUGCACUUAUUAUUAGCGGGGUUUUGAUUCUAUUGGCACCCAAACUUAUAUGGAAGAAUCCUACUGUUCAACUUAUUGCAUGGAAAAAUCGUCUCGUUGGUUACAGUGAACAUAAAGCUGCAUUCAUUGAUUCUUCUGGUUAUUUGCGAUCGAUUUUAUCGCCCAACCUUCGAUGGUGUACUGCUAAUCCAUUUCUAAAACCCUAUAAUCAAAGUGUAGUACUUGCUUUAGAACUUAAAUGGGUUGCAUGGCAACGCAGUCAGCUACUCACUACAUACGAAAUUUUGAAAAACUAUGCACUUCAAAUCGGAGAUUGGGGUGGUGGCAUAGUUCAUCUUGCAUAUCCACCAUCAUUACCGUUGCCGUGUCCUUACAAAAAUAAUCUGACUCGUAUCGGUGGUAUUCAUGACGGUGAUACGUCAAAGUUGCAAAAAUUUAUGUAUCCUUACAAUACUCAAAAAGAAAAUAUCAUAUUCAACAAUGAAUCACUUUUCAAACGUUUUGACACAAUAUUGACCGAAAAUAAACACGACGAAGUUCACAUUCUUAAGAUGGAUAUCGAAGGAGGAGAAUAUUCGGUAUUCUCUGACUUACUCUGCCAAACGAAUAAAACUAGUCUACCAUAUCAAAUAUCUUUCGAGUCACAUUGGUGGAAUCGUGAUAUAUACCAUGCGAUACUGCAUCAGAAAAUGUUUGCUCAAUUCUGGACAGCUGGUUAUAGAAUUCUACAACAUGAAUACAAUCCGGGUGACCAUACCUGUGUAGAAUGGACAUUAAUGAGAGUUUUCUGCUAA
Molecule: messenger RNA, 879 nt
Organism: Rotaria socialis
Lineage: Eukaryota; Metazoa; Rotifera; Eurotatoria; Philodinida; Philodinidae
Source: the annotation of a GenBank genome assembly